This is a messenger RNA of Sinocyclocheilus grahami, 923 nucleotides long. Its product is annotated as apolipophorins-like. The transcript has 6 exons. Lineage: Eukaryota; Metazoa; Chordata; Actinopteri; Cypriniformes; Cyprinidae. The record is from RefSeq and is a predicted model, not a curated record. The annotation marks the transcript as partial.
UGAGGGUGAGGUGAUCUUUAGGGUGCCACUUCCUGUGGCCCCCUGGCUGAAGGUGGAGGAGGCAGGUGUAACUGAAGUUCUUCUGGAGGAGUUUGUCAUGAAGCCUCUACUGGCCUUGAAUUCUGUGAGUCCUACAGCAGAACUCUACCGGCUGAAGAGGAAGAUAAUGGACAGUCCCGUUAACUAUCAGGCAUUUCUAGUGGCAGACGUCUAUUUGGUGUCAUUCGAUGGACAUCUGUUCAAACUCCCAGCUUCCUGUGACUUCCUCCUAGCAGCCGAUGUCAUCCAGCACACCUUCAGCAUUGCGCUCAAAUCCGACAGGUUCAAACGUCGCUCGCUUGUGGUGCAAAUGCAAAACACAAAGAUUGCAAUUCACCCAAAUGGAGAGGUGGAGGUUAAUUGCCACGUUGCACAUAUUCCAUACACUAACCGUGAAGUGGCUAUCAGAAAGGAUGUGAAUUUAAUUGAGGUGUCCAAUGAGAGAGGACUUCAGGUAUCAUGUGACCCUCAUCUAGACGUUUGUAGUGUGAUCCUAGAUGGAUGGCUUCAUGGUGUGUCCACUGGUCUUUUAGGAACCAAUGAUAAUGAGGCAGCUAACGAGCUUCCUCUGCCAGAUGGCUCUCACACACACAGUGUGCUUCAGUUUACUCACAGCUGGCAGGUGGAUUCAGAAUGUGUCAGCAGGAAAGCUGAAGUCUGUCAGAAUGGCACUGCUGACUCCCUGUCGUGCACAUUUCUGUUCUCCUCCACAAAUUCUCCUCUGAGCCCCUGUUUCAGAGUGGUGGACCCUGCGCAGUUCAUGAUGAAGUGUGUAUGUGAUGAGCGCGCAGAUGUUUCCAGACCAUCCUUUUGCACAUUGGCCUCUGCCUAUAUCCAUCAAUGCCAUAGAAACUACGUUCCACUGGAGCUGCCAGUGCAGUGCG